AUGUCAAGAAUCUUCAUAACUGGAUCCUCAGAUGGGCUUGGAUUGCUAUCUGCACAGGCGUUAGCCAGUCGUGGACACCAAGUCUUUCUGCAUGCCCGGAAUCCGAAACGGGCUGAUGACGCGCGCAGCGCUUGUCCGCAAGCGACUGGUUGCUUUAUUGGCGACUUGUCAUCAACUGAAGAGACAAGGUCAUUGGCCUCGCAGCUCAACGAGGCGGGCCCUUGGGAUGCGAUCAUACACAACGCCGGGGUGAUGAGAGGAGGCGAGAGCACCUUUGCAAUAAACACAUUAGCCCCUUACCUCUUGACUUGUCUCAUCAGCCCGCCGCCAAGGAGAUAUGUUUUCCUAAGCAGCUCCAUGCACCAGGGCGGCGAUGUCACUCUAAGGGACAUUGAACGAUGCUCGUACAGUGACAGUAAGCUGCACAAUGUCAUGCUGGCUUUCUGGUUCUCCCGACAUUUCGGUAGCCAGGUUGCAUGCAACAGCAUGGAUCCCGGAUGGGUCCCGACCAAGAUGGGUGGCUCGGGUGCUCCCGAUGACAUCAAUGCCGCCGUCGACACUUACGUGAUGUUAGCUGAAGGGAGCCGUGCAGCAGAGGGUCAGACGGGAAAGUAUUGGUAUCAAUGCCGGGAGCGGACUUUCAAGUCGGCGGCAUCAGACAAGCAGAAACAGGACCAGCUCAUUGGCCUUCUCCAUGGCAAAUCUGGUGUUCAACCGCCAGGCUGA
This is a messenger RNA of Neoarthrinium moseri, 726 nucleotides long. RefSeq lists its product as uncharacterized. The transcript has 2 exons. The record is from RefSeq and is a predicted model, not a curated record. NCBI's taxonomy places the organism in Eukaryota, Fungi, Ascomycota, Sordariomycetes, Amphisphaeriales, Apiosporaceae. The coding region runs from base 1 to 726 and encodes 241 amino acids.